Aspergillus thermomutatus is the source of this 2196-nucleotide messenger RNA. RefSeq lists its product as uncharacterized. Lineage: Eukaryota; Fungi; Ascomycota; Eurotiomycetes; Eurotiales; Aspergillaceae. The record is from RefSeq and is a predicted model, not a curated record. The annotation marks the transcript as partial. The transcript has a single exon.
AUGGGUGCACUCAGUGAACUUUCAGGGGAUCAGUCCUCGGCCAAUCCUCGGACAAUCACGCAGCGCUUCAAUUAUAUUGCUGAGCAACAUCCUGCCAGCGUUGCUAUCGUCUGCACCCAUCAACCUCCCGACCUGUACGGGUUCUGCAGCUGUGCUGGGGACGAGACUGAAACCCCGUAUCUGCGAUGGACCUACGCUACUCUUCACCAGGCGGUGCGCAGAUUGGCAAACAGCCUCAGAAAUCAAGGUCUGGCACCCGGCACGCCCAUCUUGGUUUUCUGUGAGAACCAAAUUGAACAGGUGGUGGCUGCACUGGCGGCUUUCGCGGCAGAUUUGAUCCAUGUCCCUGUGAGCCCUGCGAGCUUACUGCGCGCUGAAGAUGUGCAACACAUGGUCAACACAGUCAUGGAGUUUCAGGAACCAAGAAUGGUCAUCAUAGCCAAGGAUGAGAACACAGCAAGAAAGAUUGACGAGAAGCUGAACAUACCACCGAAUACUCUAAAGAUCUGCUGUCAAGCCCACCCUGUCAACGAGUGGAUAUGCUUGCAGUCAUUUUUCGAUGACCCAAGUGACCCCCUUCGCCCCCUUCAAACAGAGCAGGCAGUCUUCUUCACCAGCGGCUCCACCGCCCUUCCCAAGGGCUGCUUAAUCAGAGCAGCCCGAUGGUUCGACGUCCUGAUACCUUCUCUGAGUCUAGGAUCAACAGGUCCCGGAAACAGUGUUGCAAUACCGGUCCUGAUGAACCAUGCCUUUGGAUUCAUCUGCACUAUUCUACCGCUACUCCGCGGCGCAAGCGUGGUCUUCGCGGGCUACAAAUUCAAGCCCCAGAAGACGGCAGAAGCUUUGCGACGAGAAAAGAGUACACACGCAGCGAUGGUGCCAACGAUGGUUCGCAGCUUAGCCGAGAUCCUGAACCAGCCAACCCAUCUGCAGCAGGUCACGUUCGCUGGAAUGGCCAUGACACCUCAGGUACUGAGACAAUGCCAGGAGAGUCUUGGUAAAUGCAAAGUUGAAAAUUUCUACGGCAUGACAGAGGGGGUGUUUGUCUCUACCGGAGCCGUGGCGGACCCAAAUGUUAUUGUCAAGGGAUACGACGUGGCAAUCGGUAGGCCGGUGCAUGGGUGCCAUAUUCGUGUAUGUGCCGAAGGAGAGCAAACACCUUUGAGUCGAGGGACCGCGGGUCAUUUGCACUUUUCGGGACCCUCGAUGAUCAACAAAUACCUUGGCAGUCAUACCGACGAUUUCUACGAAGUCGACGGCCAGGUCUGGUUCAAGACAGGAGAUCAGGUUAUCCUGGACGACGACGAUCGGCUCUACUAUGUAGGACGUUAUAAGGACAUGAUUGUUCGCGGUGGAGAAAACAUCUCUUUGUCCAAGAUAGAGGCUAUUCUCUCUCAGUUGCCCGAGUCGCAUGCUCUGCAGCCUCAGGUGGUGGCCGCACCGGAUCCGAUUGCUGGAGAAGCGCCGUUGGCAGUCGUCACGACUGACAUCGAAGAUCAGGAGCUAGUGAAGCAAAUGAAGGAGACGGUUAGGUCUUCUUUGGGUUUGAAAUACGUUCCCCACAGCUUCGUCUCUUUGCCAACGUUGGGUCUGGAUGAUUACCCUCGAACAGCGGUAGGAAAAGUCCAGAAGAUGAAGCUCACAGAGAUUGUUCGCAAUUCUUACCAACAGUCUCAAGCCGAGGAUAUCAAGCAGUCAUCAGAUUCUCUUCAACAACAGAUCCAAGCUGUAUGGGGCCGUGUCCUGGGCAUGCAGACCGACAGCAUCGACAUCCACGCCCCUUUAUCUCUGUUUGCCGACAGCAUCACCCUACUCACCGCACGCGAUCGAAUCCAAAAAGCGACUGGAAGGAGUGUGCCGCUGCCACGGUGGCUUGAUGCAACUACCAUUGCAGAGCAGAUCACCCUACUCCAGAAUGGCAGUGACUUCAAGGAAACCCUAGCAGCAUCAAGACCGGAAGAACAGCAGCACGGCCCGCUCAAAGUUGGCGAUAUGGUUCAUCUGGGAGGGGACGACGACGCAUUCACCAAGACCAGAACAGCAAUAGAGAAGAUCCUCGAACCGCAUGAUCUCACCUGGGAUGAUGUGCGGCAUGUUACGCCCUGUACGGACUUUGUUCAGGCCAUUUCCAGGUCGCAAGUCGUCAAUACAUGGAAUAUCCGCACAUCGAUUCUUUCCAAGGGUGCCAGCGUUCAG